AUGGAAGAAAAGCUCCAGGCGCAUCAGGUGGAGAUCGACCCGGAUUUCGAGCCGCAGAGCCGUCCCCGCUCCUGCACUUGGCCUCUCCCCCAUCCCGACUUGGCGGCGGAGGAGGAAGAUGGGGGCGCGGGGGGAACCCCGACGCUGGCGGCCGGCGGGGACGGGGCGGAGAACGCGGUGGCCCCGGUGGAGCGCAGAGUCGCCGCCGCUCCCCCGCCGCCGCCCGGCGCGGAUGUGGGGCAGCUCCGCAAGGCCAAGACCUCCCGGCGCAACGCCUGGGGCAACCUCUCCUACGCCGACCUCAUCACCAAAGCCAUCGAGAGCUCGCCGGAGAAGCGCCUCACCCUCUCCCAGAUCUACGACUGGAUGGUGCGAUACGUCCCCUACUUUAAGGAUAAAGGAGACAGCAACAGCUCCGCCGGCUGGAAGAACUCCAUCCGGCACAACCUGUCGCUGCACACCCGCUUCAUCCGCGUGCAGAACGAGGGCACCGGCAAGAGCUCCUGGUGGAUGCUGAACCCCGAGGGCGGCAAGACGGGCAAGACGCCGCGGCGGCGCGCGGUGUCCAUGGACAACAACAGCAAGUUCCUGCGCAUCAAGGGCAAGGCCAGCAAGAAGAAGCAGCUGCAGGUGACGCAGGAGCGAGGGGAGGACAGCCCGUCCUCGCAGCAGGCCAAGUGGUCGGAGAGCCCCGUGUCCCACGCCAGCGACGAGUACGACGCCUGGGCGGACUUCAGGACGCGGGCCAACUCCACGGCCAGCACGCUGAGCGGGCGCCUCUCGCCCAUCAUGGCCAACCACGAGCCCGACGAGCUGGAGGAGGAUGAUGGCACCCCCUCCUCCCCGCUGAUGUACCCCAGCCCCUCCAGCACCAUGUCUCCCUCCCUCAGCACCCGCUGCUCCGUGGAGCUGCCCCGGCUGACCGACCUGACCGGCACCAUCAGCCUGAACGAGAGCCUGGGGGAGAGCAUGCUGGAGGACCUGCAGGACGGCUACAGCAUGAGCCCCUCCCAGCAGCUGCCCCCGGCCGCCCUGCGGCAGCGCAGCUCCAGCUUCACCUUCAACUCCAAGUGCUCCAGCAUGGGGGACGCCUCCAACACCUACUGCGGGACCAUCUACAGCCAGCCAGCCAUGAGCCUCAUGCGCCGCCUGCCCAUGCAGACCAUCCAGGAGAACAAGCAGGCCACCUUCUCGCCCGUCAGCUCCUACAGGAACGCCUCGCUGCAGGAGCUGCUCUCCUCCAUCUCCUACGCGCACAAGGAGAGCAUGGUCCCGGGGGGGGAGCUGCCCCUGCCGCAGGCCAGCCCCAUGGUGCCGGCCCGUGGCCACAGACACAACCCGCUGCUGUGCGGGGCCGGGGAGCAGGGCCUGUCCCCCUACCCGCCCCACCCGGGCUCUCUGAUGAAGAGCAACGCGUUGUACCACCCGUCAUCAGCCGGCCACCACCCUGCGGUCAACACCAGUGCCUUAGCCAACCCCGUCAGCCUUAUGAGCCUGCCCGGUGACUCGUGCGGCGUGACGGCCGUGCCGCACCACGGGCACCUGCAUUCCUACGCCAGUAACCAAGGGGCACACAUGAGCUUGCUGGAUUCGCUGCAGGGCCCCUACCCGGGGCCCGGCCACCCCCCGGUGUUGGGCCAAGACAGGUUCCCAGCAGACCUGGACCUGGACAUGUUCAACGGGAGCCUGGAGUGCGACGUGGAGUCCAUCAUCCUGAAUGACUUUAUGGACAGCGACGAGAUGGACUUCAACUUCGACUCGGCGCUGCCGCCGCAGAACGGGCUGAACGUGCCCGCGCUGCCCGGGGCGCCGCAGCCCACGAACCAGAGCUGGGUGCCCGGGUGAGCCCGCCCCGGCCGGGCUCGCCGCUGGGAAGCCACGAGGGGAACAUUGAGACUAACUUUUUUUUUUCCUUUCUCUUCUGCCUUUGUUUGUUAAGAUGGGCGAGAGCCAUCGGGCUGAGCUUGAGGUCGAACACGGAACACAAACCGGAGGGUCAAAUACUGAGAUGGGGGAGGACCUCCAGCCCCACGUGUGCCCGGUCUGCAGGUCCUGCCAGCGUCCUCUGGAGGAUACAGGGCAGGUGGGUGGGAGAGGCAGCCAGAGCCAGGCAGAUCCAGGGGGGAGCAGGCAGGGAGAGCCUUUUCAGACAGUCCCAGUGCCCCAUGGCAAUGGUGCCAGCUUGAUUUGCCCUUGGGCUGGGUGGCAGAGUGGUGACGGCUGGUGGUGUGGUGGUGUGGGACCCUCCCUGCGUGGGCAUCCCCCCUGGGAAGGGGCUCUUCUCUGAGCCACCUUGGGAAAUGAGUCCUGAGUAGAAGUGUCAGGAGUGGGGACCCUGCCCCAGGGCAAGGAGGGGCUCAUGGCCCCCCAGUCCUGGUGGAGAGCAGCGCUCUCUCCCCUGCGGGUGAGCUCGUGUGGCUCCAGGCAGGUGUUCUUACCGAGCAGUGAUGAUUGCAGUCAGCAGCCCUGGGAGCAGCAUCUCAGCAGCCUCCAGGGCCUGAGGGUGCCAGGGGAAGGCUGCAGCCCCUGCCUGG
Molecule: messenger RNA, 2534 nt
Organism: Oenanthe melanoleuca
Lineage: Eukaryota; Metazoa; Chordata; Aves; Passeriformes; Muscicapidae
Gene: FOXO6
Product: forkhead box O6
Exons: 2
Coding region: 1-1845 (614 amino acids)
Biological process (GO): regulation of transcription by RNA polymerase II
Cellular component (GO): nucleus
Molecular function (GO): DNA-binding transcription factor activity, RNA polymerase II-specific; RNA polymerase II cis-regulatory region sequence-specific DNA binding
Source: RefSeq, a predicted model, not a curated record